ACAGAACAUGGAUAUCACUUCGCUUUUAAUGAAUAGUAUUAUUACAAGAUACCAUGUGGCGCGUUUCUGUUACCUGACUACGCUUCGGAAAAUUGUGGACUGAAUUCAGUUAGUCAACAUAGAGCUUCCAGCAUUUCUCGCAACGAGGUUCAAAGUGGCAGCUUCCGGAAGGAGCAACUGUAGCCGGUCGUCCGGUCAAUAUCCCCUGGCCUUCCUUCAAGCAUCAUAAGCAUUACAACCAUCAUCACUAUUAUUACUAGUAUCAGAUCAUCUUUUUUAUCUCGUCUUUGCUCUGCUCUACGAAGCAGCGAUGUUGAGAGAUUCCAUUUUUCGAACCAAAGUAUACAAACCCUCGAGGCUCGACAACAUACUUUCCGCCUGGCCGAAGAUCCCAGUGUCUGCAGCAAGGAAACUGGUCAUUAGGGGCGUGUUGAUUAGUAGUGGGCUUCUGGCAUAUUGGUAUCUGAAAGGACAUCAACGGGAUGAGGACACGCAUCAGAGGCCUAUGGCGAGCAAGAUCGUCCAAGACGCGAGAUUCCGACUGGCGACAGAGUGCCACUACUUAUCUACCAGGGAAGCUGACGAGCGACUCCGUGCUCACGAAGAACGUUUCGUAUGUUCUCACCUCCGAUCGUGCUAUGCUGACUGUUCGACUCUAUCGAGUGCGCCAUGGAAGUCAUAUCAAUGGGUUUCUCAGAGGCUAUCAUGCGGCCGCAUCUUAGACUUAUGGGCCAUCUACAACGACCAUAUUGACGUUCCCCUGUGCCGUCAUCUUUCGAAAAAAUUGUUUGCUACUGUAGCGCUUGAGCUGGAUGAGGUGUACUCAGCGGAACCAUCACCAGACGCUGAAUCACUAAGGCAAGCCAUACGGCGUGGAUUUGGGGCUGCGAACAAUCGUCGGAUGACCACCUUAUUGCGUCCUCGGCCAGGAUCACCUCAGCAUACGACUACAGACUCACAUAUCACACCAGCACCUGCGCCUCUCCCGGCUGCGCAUAAAGCCCAGGAGGAAACCAGUCAGCGCAAGGCUCCAGAGUUGCAUACCGCAGCACCUCAUCUAUUCCCAGGGGCUGCGCAUGACUCCAAGGGGAAGCUCACCCAGCGAUGUGCUUUGCUGUUAGUCUACGACCAUCAAGAUCGGGUUUUGCAUGUGGCAUCGACCGGUAAUUGUCGCGCAGUAUUGGGUCGUCGCAGUAGGCGAGAAAGAGAAUCAUGGACGGCCACGGUGAUCCCUGUAGAUCAACAAAUGCACAAUAAGCUUGUGCAUCCAGGAGGGCCAUAUGUGCUUAGAAACAGCCCGCUUCUGGGGACUCUUGGACUCUUAUGGGGUCAGGAAGGUUUGCCCGGGGCUCACAACUCGGAUGAUAAUACCCUGACGAUUCCGAGACCAACUAUCUUACAAGUCACCCCUGAGCCACUCGUGACUAGUGUUGAGGUCGAGCCUGGGAGAGGAUGUUUUGUUGCGAUGGCCUCGAGUAGACUGUGGGAGUGCCUAAGUGCGGUGGAAGUUGUGGCACUGGUAGGACGAUGGAUGGACGAGCCGAAGAACACAGGCACUGAGGAGGGCUUCAAAGGAUGGACCAAGUACAUUGACUCGGUGGGCUUGACAACAGUGUCCAGGCAUGCUCUGACCGGCCAAGGAAGACUGUCCCAAAGAAGUUUGAACUUCGCGAGUCCAGACGAAAGGUUCGUGUUGGAGGAUGGCAAUGCUGCAUCUCAUCUUAUCCGGAAUGCUCUCGGAGGGAGGCUGCAGAGCCAGCCCUUGAGUGCUUGGCUCAGGUUCUCGCAUUUGCUUGGCAGGGGGUAUCCUGCUGACAUGACAGCCUCAGUUCUUUUCUUUGGUGUCAAACCCCCAGAUGUGGGCGAAAGGAUCAGAGGUCUGGCAAAACUAGCAUAUCAAUGCAGGGUUUUGAUUGCAAGGUUGGCCGUUGACAUCACGAUUAGGUCUGCUGAACUUGCUCACGCAUUGGCUCCAGUUUAGUAGUGUUGAUUUAGUAUAGACUCGACUAUAGGAACCAUCUCC
Aspergillus japonicus CBS 114.51 is the source of this 2023-nucleotide messenger RNA. RefSeq lists its product as uncharacterized. Bases 311 to 1981 code for a protein of 556 amino acids. Lineage: Eukaryota; Fungi; Ascomycota; Eurotiomycetes; Eurotiales; Aspergillaceae. The record is from RefSeq and is a predicted model, not a curated record. The transcript is spliced from 2 exons.